AUGACCAGGGGUGCUUGGAUGUGUCGGCAGUAUGAUGACGGCUUAAAAAUCUGGUUUGCAGCACCCCGGGAGAACGAGAAACCGUUCACUGAUUCAGAGAGGGCUCAGAAAUGGCGACUGUCUCUGGCAUCUCUCUUGUUUUUCACAGUCCUGCUCUCUGAUCACUUGUGGUUCUGCGCCGAGGCAAAACUGACCAGGACCCGAGACAAGGAGCAUCAUCAUCAGCAACAGCAUCAACAGCAACAGCAGCGGCAGCAGGAGCAGCAACAGCAGCAACAGCAGCAGCAGCAACAGCAGCAGCAACAGCAGCGGCAGCAGGAGCCCUCCUGGCCAGCGCUAUAUACUAGCAUGGGGGAGUCCUCGCCUACCGUACAGGCACACAGACUCCUCUCUUCCUCAUCAUCACCCACCCUCCCCCCCUCUCCUAGCAGCAGCGGGAGCAGCCGCGGCGGCGGCGGCGGCGGCGGCAACGGCGGCGGUAGCAGCAGUAGCGGCCACAGCAGCAGAGGACAAAAUAAUCAGAACAAGGCUAUUUUUCUAGGAAACUCCACGAAACCUCUGUGGCGCCUGGAGACGUGUUACCCUGAGGCCGCCUCCUCAGGCCAGUGCUUCAUAGUUGAGGAUGCGGACUCUGUGUGCCAGAGGAACUGGAGUCAGGUAAUAGAGGAGGAGCCCCAGCAGCAGGUGACAGGGAAGCAUAAAACUCCUCACUUGAAGGAUUUCUACCUUCCCUUUUGUAAUUCCUAUACAUUUUGGGAGUUGUUCUCUGGGUUGUCCAAUCCAGACUCUUUGAACUGUAGUCUGGACGUGGUGCUCCAGGAGGACAGGAAGAGGACGAGCUGCAGGCAGUGCGUUGAGGCUUACCAACGCUAUGACCACCAUGCUCAGGAGAAAUACGAUGAGUUUGAGCUUGUGCUCAAGAAAUAUUUACAAUCGGAUGAGUACUCGGUGAAAUCGUGUCCUAAGGAUUGUAAG
This is a messenger RNA of Gracilinanus agilis (Agile Gracile Mouse Opossum), 975 nucleotides long. It is a transcript of the gene NALF1, whose product is annotated as NALCN channel auxiliary factor 1. Gene Ontology annotation, biological process: calcium ion import across plasma membrane. Gene Ontology annotation, molecular function: stretch-activated, monoatomic cation-selective, calcium channel activity. Gene Ontology annotation, cellular component: plasma membrane. NCBI's taxonomy places the organism in Eukaryota, Metazoa, Chordata, Mammalia, Didelphimorphia, Didelphidae. The transcript has a single exon. The annotation marks the transcript as partial. The record is from RefSeq and is a predicted model, not a curated record.